This is a messenger RNA of Meloidogyne enterolobii, 350 nucleotides long. NCBI's taxonomy places the organism in Eukaryota, Metazoa, Nematoda, Chromadorea, Rhabditida, Meloidogynidae. The record is from the annotation of a GenBank genome assembly.
UUUUUAAAUUCAUAAUUAUGGGCAAUUCCAUGGUAAAAAUUCCCUUCAACGAAAUUAAUUUGGUGCCCGGAAAUGUUCUCAUUGAAAUUGACAAAAAAUAUAAAUUCGAUGCUCGCAGCAGAGACACUGGUGAUAUGUCUAGUUCGGACUGUUUAAUUCGGGGAAGAGUUGUUCGUGUAGCUGAAGUGUCACCGUUUUAUAACCAAAGUGGGGCAAUGGUAAUUGGUCAUCUUAGAGUGGGAGACGAGGUGAUUUUAUACAAAAAUAAAUUUAAUAGUGACUCACUAAUAGUGUUCGGCACCUUUCGGUUACCAAAUAAUAGUACUGAUACCGAAAAGGUCCAUUUUUGA